Neospora caninum is the source of this 543-nucleotide messenger RNA. RefSeq lists its product as uncharacterized. Lineage: Eukaryota; Apicomplexa; Conoidasida; Eucoccidiorida; Sarcocystidae. The transcript has 4 exons. Bases 1 to 543 code for a protein of 180 amino acids. The record is from RefSeq and is a predicted model, not a curated record.
AUGCAGCGAACUAGUGUUUGCCACACGUUACUGCCUCUCGGGCUAACAGCGUUUCUCAUUCUGGCUGGUACCAGCGGUGCGGACGCGUUAACUGCGAGCUUGCACACAGGACGCCUGGAAUCCGAAACGCCGGAUGCUGGCACUCCAUCGCUUGCAGAUGACGCAGGGCGUGAAUCUGAAUCAGUGAAGACGCAACAGGAGCCGCAGAUUGCGGGUGUGCCCAGUGCCAUUGAUACUGACCGCAUCGACGAGCAAGCUAAAGAAGCGGAGGCACGCAAGAGGCCCAAGAACUCCAACAUGGUGCGGCUUAUGGUGACCGACAAAGCGGGCAGCAAACGCUUCAGCAAGACGGUGGAAACAUCGGCACUUCAUUCCAAAAUAGUGGAUGAGCUUGGGGGGACCGUUUCGGUCCUGACUGAAACGGGGGUCACACUCAUCGAUUUGCCCAUGACCGUCAGUGACAUAGACAUGGGCAAACUCAUCAGCGAGAUUAUUGCAGCAGGUGGAAUCGUUGAGGGUGACUCUGAGGUGAGCAUCGCCUAG